Messenger RNA from Vitis riparia (riverbank grape), 1360 nucleotides. RefSeq names its product histidinol-phosphate aminotransferase, chloroplastic-like. Gene Ontology annotation, biological process: L-histidine biosynthetic process. Gene Ontology annotation, molecular function: pyridoxal phosphate binding; L-histidinol-phosphate:2-oxoglutarate transaminase activity. The record is from RefSeq and is a predicted model, not a curated record. Bases 1 to 1131 code for a protein of 376 amino acids. NCBI's taxonomy places the organism in Eukaryota, Viridiplantae, Streptophyta, Magnoliopsida, Vitales, Vitaceae. The transcript is spliced from 11 exons.
AUGGGCAAGGGCACGAGGAAGGAGAUCUCUGAUUUCCUCCGCCCACAAUCCCCACGGUCUCUCCGCUCUCACCGCUUGCACAAUUCUACUCCGUUCCCACGGUCUAUUGAGGUUUUGUCAUCGCGUCUUGGUAGCAAGCCUGAAGAUAUUAUCAAGCUAGAUGCAAAUGAAAACCCUUAUAGUCCACCCCUAGAGGUCUUCGAAGCUUUGGGGUCAUUGAAAUUCCCAUAUGUUUAUUCUGAUCCUGAAAGCUGUCGUUUACAUGCUGCACUUGCAAAAGAUUUGGGCAUUGAGUCUGAUUAUAUUCUUGCAGGAUGUGGUACAGAUGAGCUCAUUGAUUUGAUUAUGAGAUGUGUACUGGAUCCUGGAGACAAGGUUGUGGACUGCCCGCCAAUUUUCACAAUGUAUGAAUUUGAUGCUGCUGUUAAUGGGGCACUUGUUCUCAAAGUACCGAGGAAUUCAGACUUCAGCCUGAAUGUAGAACUCACUGCUGAUGUUGUUCAGAAGGAGAAACCAAAAUGCAUAUUCCUAACUUCUCCUAACAAUCCAGAUGAAAGUAUAAUCAAUGAUGAAAUUCUUUUGAAGAUCCUUGACUUGCCUAUUUUUUUUGUGCUGGAUGAAGCAUACAUUGAGUUUUCGGGAAUCAAGUCUAGGAUGGGAUGGGUGAAGAAGUUUGAGAAUUUAAUUGUCCUGAGGACAUUUAGUAAAAGAGCUGGACUUGCUGGACUCCGUGUGGGAUAUGGAGCAUUUCCUUUGAGCAUUAUAGGGUAUCUUUGGAGGGCAAAGCAACCAUAUAAUGUUUCUGUAGCUGCUGAAGUUUCUGCAUGUGCGGCAUUGCUGAAUCCCACCUAUUUAGAGAAGGUGAAAGAAGCUUUGGUACAAGAGCGGGAUAGGCUUUAUAAGCUUCUGAAAGAAGUGCCAUUUCUCAACCCAUUUCCAAGCUAUUCUAAUUUUAUUCUUUGUGAGGUUAUGUCUGGAAUGGAUGCUAAGAAGCUAAAGGAUGAUCUUGCGAAAAUGGGCGUGAUGAUCCGUUACUACAAUAACAAAGAACUGAAGGGUCAUGUUCGCGUCUCCAUCGGGAAGCCUGAACAUACAGAUGCCUUGAUGGCUUGUCUCAAUUCCCUUUCUUGACUGAUUUCUGGUGUUAAAACUUCCUAAAAUCAUUCAAUUGCUUUGAUUGGAAUGAUCCUGAGGAUGCCUUAUAUAUAUUAUAUGAAAACUACGGACAAUCAAACCUAUUUCUUGAUGCCAAAAGGAGUAAAUAGGGUCCCAAAUAACAAAAGACAUGUAAAAAGUAGGUUCGAUUAUGCCUAUUCCUAAUCCUAAAUGAAAUGUAACAACAUGGGGAUUCUUAUGUAAA